UGAAAACCGAUAAGUCACGCUAUGUGCGACAAAUUGUACGCGUCAAUCGGCUUGUGUAACCUUGAAUUGCUAAGAACACCGUCGAGCAAGCGUUCUGUCCAUCUAAUUACCAUUUCAAAUUUUCUGCAAGUAUUCGCCGCCGAAGGUUACGUUCCCCGACUGCAACAGAGUGGUGCAGUUUUCUACACCGCUUCAAACCGUCCACAAGUUGUUGGGUUGCCUUUGAACUUGAAACUGGUAGCGAUGAUGGAUCCGAACGGGAUGACUCUGUGGGAGGAAGAGCCGGAACUGCACAGUCCCGUGGCCGACUAUUACCGUGACAAGGUUGUUCUGCUGACCGGUGCCACGGGAUUCCUGGGUAAGCUCUACACAUGCAAGCUGUUUCGUUGCGGAGUCAAGGAAUUAAUUGUCAUUGUGAGGGAGAAGAAGGGACUGUCACCGAAGGAACGAAUGGAGAAGGUCAUGGAAAAAGAAAGGAUUUUCAAGGUUCAUGGGUUUCAGAAGGAAGAUUAUUUGAAGAAAAUUACUGUGAUCGAUGGAGAUAUGGAACUUCCACGUGUUGGACUUAGCGAGGAAGACUUGGAAUAUGUGAAGGAGAGAACGGAAAUUGUGCUGCACGCAGCAGCAGAUGUCAGAUUUGAUGAAGCGUUGAACAAAAUAAUCAUAACAAACGUCCAAGGCACUUUGGAAAUUCUAAACCUUUGCGUCAGCAUGAGGAAAAUGGAGCUUUUAAUUUACAUAUCGACGGCAUAUGCUAACUGUGUCAAUAUGACAGUAUACGAACAAUUCUACGAACCUCCUAUGGAUCCGUUGAAGAUGAUGGAGCUAAUGAAGACUGUGGACGACGAGCAAAGUGAAAUUCUUACUCAGAUGAUUAUUCAACCAUGGCCCAAUACCUACACCUAUGCGAAGAAUCUGGCAGAACAAUUGGUAAAGAUGUACUUCGACAAAAUAAACAUCGUUAUUGUUCGGCCAUCUGUUGUGGCCUCUACGAUGGAAGAUCCGAUACAAGGAUGGACCGAUAACUUGUAUGGUCUGAAUGGGGUCAUCGUUGGUGCUGGGUGUGGAAUAUUACGGGUUCUCAAUGCGGCGGACCACAAAAGGGUGGAUGUUAUUCCGGCAGACUAUGUUAUCAAUGGUACACUGGUCGCUGCCCAUCGGGCAGCCGAAGAUUAUCGACACAACGCUCCUUCGACGGAGCCAGACAAGGUUCACAUCUACCAUGUGGCAAGCGGUGUUGAUAACCCUCUGACCAAUGGAAUGAUUCAAAAAUUGACAAAGACCAUUGGCGCCGAUAAUCCUCCACUGCGAUCACUUUGGAUCGGUUCAUAUGUGAGCAAUGAGUCUCCAACGGUUAAUAUGAUUUUGGCUAUUUUAUUGCAUUUCAUCCCGGGAAUGAUCAUAGAUGCGUUGCUAAACUUUAAAGGCAAAAAACCGCGACUCAUGAAAAUCUACCGAAAAGUACGGAAGUUCACCAAAACGUUAGAGUUCUUUUCGACCCAAGAGUUUACGUUCGUGAAUGACAAAAUGCGACAAAUUAUCAAAACAAUGACGCCAGGUGAUAAGAAGCACUUCCAGUGUGACAUGAGAACGAUUACAUGGGAAGAUUACUUCAACAUCUACUAUCCGGGACUGAAGAUGUACCUACUGAAAGAGGGUACGGAAACUUGGGAAGCGGCCAAACAGCGAUACGACCGACUGGAUAUGAUCACGAUUUAUAGUGCCAAAGCUGCAGUGGUGUUUGGUAUCUACUGGAUUAUUUGCUAUGUGCUUAAUUUAUAUUUCCCCGCUUUAGUGAAUUAAAAUAAAAUAUUAAUUACGUUAUGUCGAUUCCUAGCUUGUAAGAAAAAAUUUAGCAUUGCAAAAAAUGUUAUCAUAAUGAAGUAAAAUUUUGUUUGAAUUUUACUAACGGUUAUAAAAUAGUAGUUUGUGCAACAAAUUGCAAAAAGAUCGAGUUUUGCAACGAGUUGCACACGCUAUUUUUUGCAAUGACGAAAAUGGACUUUAAUUGAAUAAAUCUGUACCAAAAUUGUACAGUCUAAUUUACUCCACAUGAUCAUUCUUGCCAAUAAAUUAUGUUGAUGCGGAGAACAAACAGAUUUC
This is a messenger RNA of Armigeres subalbatus, 2103 nucleotides long. Its product is annotated as fatty acyl-CoA reductase wat-like. The transcript has 3 exons. Gene Ontology annotation, molecular function: alcohol-forming very long-chain fatty acyl-CoA reductase (NADP+) activity. Gene Ontology annotation, biological process: long-chain fatty-acyl-CoA metabolic process. NCBI's taxonomy places the organism in Eukaryota, Metazoa, Arthropoda, Insecta, Diptera, Culicidae. Bases 22 to 1803 code for a protein of 593 amino acids. The record is from RefSeq and is a predicted model, not a curated record. Gene Ontology annotation, cellular component: peroxisome.